AUGGUAUGUUUUGUAAUGGAUUCAUUAAAUGCAAAACUAGUCGAAGUGUUAAAUCUACAAAAGCACUUAGCAGAACCAAACAAAGAAUUGAAUUUAAGUGAUAGAAAUGAAAUAAUCUGUGGAAUACUUAGAGUUUAUAGAAGAGAACAGCUCUUUCAAAGCGACUAUGGCGUAUUCAAAUCACUUGCAUACAACACAUUCAUGGUUAGAGUAGUAUGGGAGGUGGAGAAGAUUGAGACAUGCACAGAAGAAAUAGUUCUGUCUACAGUUAAAAAUGCACUCAAAAAUACGCGGUGUGUUGUGGACAGUAUUAAGAAAAUAGCCAAUAGCAUAUCUAAUGACAUGUAUAGAGAAUCCUACUGUAAUAUGAUGAAUUUCAACUACUUAUCUGCUAUAAUACAAUACGGCGUACUGGGUGACUAUAUACUGAAUGAUCUAAAAAGUUCGCUGUUUUUAUACUCUGUGAGGCCAGAUCUUCCAGAUGCUAAAAACAUGAAAGAGUCUCUUUUUGGAAUGGACGAGCUGAAUGGGUCUACACGGAUAAAGAAAGUAAUGCACAUAUUGAUAAACCACGGCGGAUCACUUGUUAAAUAUAACUGUGAAGGAAAGUUAGAGUCGAAUAUAAAGAAUCUGGAUAUUUCUUAUGACAGUGUUCUAUCUCUCUACAUAUUCUUAAAUGCGGGGUAUGCAGACGUGUAUAUGCCUAUUUCUCUAAUAGAGUCCUCUUUCCUCAUGGAAAAAAUUAACUUCAUGGAUGGCAACUGCAUUCAUCUUGUUCCAACUCUGUUUUUUUUCCUGUACAGAGGGCCGUGGAAUAACACCAGCUAUCCAUACAGUGUUGCUUUUGAGUAUGUAUUGAAUACUAUCCAGUAUAACCGGUAUGUUCUCUCCCAUAACUCAAUCAUUGCCUUUAUUAAAGAAUACUUCCCUGCACUGGGUAUUGAUAUAAAAUUGUACAUUUCAAAGCUGUAUGUGUAUACGGCUUCUCUUAACAUAAAUAUGAACAAUAUUGUUAUAUUCGGAGAAUCAUCAAAGACAGCACCACCAAAAGUACAGGAAGAACACAUUCCACAAAUUAAAGAUUGUAUAUGCUAUCUUAAAAUAGAUGCAUCUAAAGUAGAAAAGUCAAAAAAGAACCAUACUAGUAGCACAGACAAAAUCCUUUCAUUCUUUGUUGUGCUAUUGAUACUUAUUGUUCUCACUCUAGCAAUGAUAUUUAAGGAUGAAUUAGAGAUCUUCAUAUGGUCAAUAAUUAAGCUAUUCAGAGACUAUCAAAAAUAAACCACCA
Molecule: messenger RNA, 1288 nt
Organism: Nematocida parisii ERTm1
Lineage: Eukaryota; Fungi; Microsporidia
Exons: 1
Coding region: 1-1281 (426 amino acids)
Source: RefSeq, a predicted model, not a curated record